AUGCAAGUCAGAAAUAUUCAGAACAUAGCACCGAGUCUAACUGACAAGAGUAUAAAGAUAUACUAUGAACACGUUAUGAUGAAACCUACCAAAAUUCAAGAAAGUCAGUAUACUUAUGAAUAUCCAAGACACUGGGUAGAGUAUGUAGGAGGUGAGAAAGCU
Molecule: messenger RNA, 162 nt
Organism: Trichomonas vaginalis G3
Lineage: Eukaryota; Parabasalia; Trichomonadida; Trichomonadidae
Exons: 1
Source: RefSeq, a predicted model, not a curated record